Messenger RNA from Coccidioides immitis RS, 2858 nucleotides. RefSeq names its product palmitoyltransferase akr1. Gene Ontology annotation, molecular function: protein binding; palmitoyltransferase activity. The coding region runs from base 283 to 2493 and encodes 736 amino acids. The record is from RefSeq and is a predicted model, not a curated record. Gene Ontology annotation, cellular component: Golgi membrane. The transcript has 6 exons. Gene Ontology annotation, biological process: protein palmitoylation. NCBI's taxonomy places the organism in Eukaryota, Fungi, Ascomycota, Eurotiomycetes, Onygenales, Onygenaceae.
CUCAGCCAAUGAACGGAUAACUAAAUUCCUGCUCUGCUUGACGACAAUUUGCGGCUGUGUCGUCCUCAAGCAACUCGGUCACCAUUCCUCAAUUCAGGGAUAUUAACUCUGCCAUCGGAGCUCUCAUCACUUUCGUUUAUACCCCAGUGCGACGGCCCCUGCCACGGCGACAUGAGUUUAUCUGACUAGUCAAGCUCUGAAUCCAAAACGCAGCCUCACCCUUUUCUCUGUCAUCACAGCGGUUUCGUCCUCGACGACCCUUGGUCGGGCCGCCCACGAGCGAUGUCCGAAGUACAUUCAGCCCGAGAAGCGCAGAAUACAGCUGAGCGAAGCUCUGCUUCUUCGUCAACCGUACUCCCUCGGAAGGGUUCGGACGCGUCUCCCGAACAUCGAACGCAGAAUGGCGACGUUGAACUUAAAGAUAUCAAUUCCCGCAACGAAGGCGAAAGAGCCUUGCCGAUUGAAGAGGAUAUAAUGCAACUUGCACGGCUGGGGGAAAUAGGUGCUAUUCAGAAGCUCUUCGAAAGCGGGAAAUAUGAUGCAAAGUAUCGAGAUGAAGAGGACAUUACGCCUUUACAUUGGGCUGCGAUUAACAAUCGAUAUGAGCUCUGCAAGUUUUUACUCGAUUCAGGUGCAGAUGUGAACGCAAAGGGCGGUGAAUCCGUCGCUACACCGGCCAUGUGGGCAGCUCAACGGUGCCACUAUUAUAUCGUCGAGCUCCUCCUUCGAUACGGAGCGGAUCCUCUUUUAACGGACGUUCAAGGCUAUAAUAUAUUACAUCUGGCAACGAUCGAUGGAAAUGCCUUCCUCCUCGUACUGCUUCUGCACCAGGAGAUCCCUGUGGAUGUGACGGAUCCCCAGGGACAUACCGGUUUGAUGUGGGCAGCAUACAAAGGGUUUCCGGCGUGUGUCGAUCUAUUUCUUCGAUGGGGUGCAAAUGUGAAUGCCGCAGAUGAAGGCGGGCUUACGCCGCUCCACUGGGCUUUGGUUAAAGGCUCGACACCUUGUAUACAGAAAAUUAUUGAAUAUGGUGCCGACCGCUAUGCAAAAACGAGAGACGGCAAGACUCCCGCUAUAGUGGCUGAAGAGAUGAAGACAACGCAUUUUUGGCGUCGCGCGCUGAGUGAAUGUGGGUAUGACCCGAACGGGGAUGUAAUACAGAUGCCUCUCGGCCUCGCUACGAUCUUACGAACGAGACGAUAUAUUUCUAAGUUUUUCUUCCUUUGGCCUUUUGCUAUGAUCUUUGGUGCUGUGUGGAUACUCAGCGAGUUUACGGUUUAUGUAUCUGUACCAUUAACGCUUGCUUUCAUUUUUGGCAUGCAAUGGAUGGCGCAAUGGGUAGCGAACCGGAGCCAUGCGGAGUUUCGGGUGCUUCAAAGAACGUCUUUCCUGGCAGGCGUGUUUGCAGCCUCGCUUUUCUGGAUCGGUGUUCGAUGGCUUUUGACAGUACUCCCAGAUACCUACUCCACCUAUCCUUUCCUCAAUUUCUUCUUUGCCGUAUUCUUUUUUCUUACGUCCUACUUUUAUUUCCUAUCCAUGAUCGAGGAUCCAGGCUACGUGCCCAAACUCAGCAGCAGAAAUCAGCAACGAACAUGCAUAAUGGAACUAUUUAAGUCAUGGCAGUUUGACGAAGACAACUUUUGUGUUUUCUGCAUGAUAAGGAAACCUUUGAGGAGCAAGCACUGUCGGCGCUGCAGACGUUGCGUUUCAAAGCAUGAUCACCAUUGCCCGUGGAUUGAUAAUUGCGUCGGCACGAAUAAUCUUCGUCAUUUCGUUUUGUAUAUUUUUAGUAUGGAAGUCGGUAUCAUUCUUUUCAUCCAGCUGGUGAUAAACUACCUAGGAGCCUUGCCUCCGCCUACCGAUUCAGAAUGUAAUAUUCUCUCCUCAUCUCUAUGCAGCAUGGUAAAACGUGAUACGUUUACCAUAAUCCUCACGUUUUGGAUAGCCCUCCAGCUGGUCUGGGUUACCAUGUUAUGUGUUGUUCAGCUCGUUCAAAUCUCACGAAACCAAACUACAUAUGAGAACAUGAAAGGACAUGCAUUCGAUUAUGCUAAUCCUGCCUCGCGAGCAAUCACAUCUGCUCUUACCACCGGAACCACCUCAGCAGAGCUGGGUGGCCUAAACUCAACAGGGCAAGGUCCCAACCCAUCAAUCCCGCCGCCAGGCCAUAGGCGGCAUCACCGUCAUGCCCAUGGAGGCUGUCUUUCGCAAUGGAAGAAACUGCUGGGGUUGGAUACUUUCAUGGCUACGGCUCAAGAAGGCCUUGGAGAUCGUCGGGCGGCUCGUGCGCAAAACCCGUUCUCUCGCGGGAUCGUCACCAACUGUCGAGACUUCUGGUGUGAUCCUGCUCCUUAUUUUGGCAGAAGAGCACCUGGUUCCGCCAUGUUGAACGGAGAAGUUGUAAACUACAAUGACAUGUAUGAGGUACCAUUGAGGUUAAGGACUGGUGUGUCGGGGAUGGUUUAUCGAAGUGUUGCAACAGAGGACGUGUGACGCCGACAUGAUUUGUUUGUCAUGCAUUCCGGUCUGUUCCCGCGAAUUGAAGGUCAUGCAAUGUUCGGCCUUCAUGAUGGCUCCUAGCCUCGGUGAUAAGAGAUAACUGCAUCAAGUUGGAGCUAGCUUCGGCCUUGUCGCCUGGUUUCCGCGGCUUGGUUCCACAAGCUGGUGGUGAUUGUAAUUCCCGACAAAGCAUCAGCUUUUGAAGCCUAAGUACUCCGUACGGCGCCACUAAAUGACCAGAGAGCCUCGGACGGCAGACUGCUGUCAGAUAAACACGCUAGCACUCAACAUCUUCGUGUAAAUUCUUUGUCAAGUGUGGAUAGAUUCCAAAUAGUAAUUACAGAUGCUUUGAGUACGUA